GACGAUGCGAAGGGUAAAUUCUACGAGGAAAUGCAUGCCCUCCUGAGGAUUGUGCCUCGGGGGGAAAAAUGGUUGCCCUUGACGACCACACUUACCUGGAAGGAUGUAUGGGGUUGCCGUGGUCUCGGCGACUGCAAAAAAGGGUCUUCUCUUUCUGUGAACCUGCGCAAAUCACCGCCUCCUCCUGAACAACGCCAAAUUCCAAUGCGGAGCAAGGCGACCUGGAUGCACCCCCCGACCGCGACCUCCAUGAAACCAUACGACAGAAUGCCGCCGGCCAUACCACAUUACCACGACAGUUUUACCAUCAAUUUCACCGAUGUCCACCGCGAACAUGCACGAACUAGGCACGUCUCACGUUAG
Molecule: messenger RNA, 363 nt
Organism: Dibothriocephalus latus
Lineage: Eukaryota; Metazoa; Platyhelminthes; Cestoda; Diphyllobothriidea; Diphyllobothriidae
Source: the annotation of a GenBank genome assembly